AUGCAAGACUGCUGGCGGCUUGGCCUUGCUGCAAGUUUAUCUGUCGGCAUGGGCCUGCACACAUUCUCCUCGUAUGACGCGCUUCCUGUCGAUGUUGCCGAGCAUCGGAAGUGUGUCUUUUACUCAGUGUACAUGAUGGAUCGACAGCCCUUUGCCGACGCCGACGACGAAGACAUCGAUGCUACGGGCAUUCGCCAGCGUAACCCCCUUCGGCCCUCCACCAUGGCAGUCCCCUUCUACCUGCUCCGCCUGCGCCAACUGUCCAGCAAGAUUGUCAAAUCCGUCUACUCCAACAAACGCAACGCCAACAUGUCCAUCUCUGAGCGCGAAGCCAUCAUCUACUCCCUCCACCGCGAACUCCUCGACUGGCGCCACAGCAUGCCUUUCCCUUUGCCCGACACGCACCCGCAGGUGCCCCAUCUCAGCAGUAACUGGUAUUACUUCAACUACUACAUGCAGGUCGCUAUGCUGUACCGCCCGUCGCCGCUGUUCCCGACACUCGACCAGGCCCGCGUCGAGACGCUGGGUGAUGCCGCCGGCAAAGCAAUUCGAGAAGCCAUUAUGAUGCACCGACAGCAGCGGUUUGCGUACAACUGGUUGAAGCUGCUGGCGCUCUUCACGUCGACGCUGUCGCUGACCUAUGCAACGACGGCAAGGCUGGAGAAUCUGGCGGUAGUGUUGAGGGAGAGCAAAGCGAUCGAGACGCUGCAGCUUGCGAUCGAGCCGUUUGAUACAUAG
Molecule: messenger RNA, 738 nt
Organism: Colletotrichum higginsianum IMI 349063
Lineage: Eukaryota; Fungi; Ascomycota; Sordariomycetes; Glomerellales; Glomerellaceae
Product: Fungal specific transcription factor
Exons: 4
Coding region: 1-738 (245 amino acids)
Biological process (GO): DNA-templated transcription; positive regulation of transcription by RNA polymerase II
Molecular function (GO): sequence-specific DNA binding; zinc ion binding; DNA-binding transcription factor activity, RNA polymerase II-specific
Source: RefSeq, a predicted model, not a curated record